AUGGGCUGCCAGACGACGGCACAUAAAUCAGCAGUGUGGCUCGGCAUGGAGACAAGCGAGCUUUCGGCCAGGUGUGGCCGUGACGGCAGGGCUAUCAGCACGGUGCAAAAUUACCCCGACUUGACGACCAUUUUCAGGGACGGCUAUGGGAUCGCCAUAGAUCGAGGUGGCUGUGCGUGGGCCCUGUCUGGAAGAUGCUUUUGA
This is a messenger RNA of Podospora pseudocomata, 204 nucleotides long. RefSeq lists its product as uncharacterized. Lineage: Eukaryota; Fungi; Ascomycota; Sordariomycetes; Sordariales; Podosporaceae. The transcript has 2 exons. Bases 1 to 204 code for a protein of 67 amino acids. The record is from RefSeq and is a predicted model, not a curated record.